Molecule: messenger RNA, 1194 nt
Organism: Cornus florida
Lineage: Eukaryota; Viridiplantae; Streptophyta; Magnoliopsida; Cornales; Cornaceae
Product: F-box protein At5g07610-like
Exons: 1
Coding region: 1-1194 (397 amino acids)
Molecular function (GO): protein binding
Source: RefSeq, a predicted model, not a curated record
AUGGGUUUGAGGAUUAAAAGGUGCCGGAAUGCACAGAGACGGUCUGCCGCUGCUGAAAUCAUUGGCAGUAACGGGGACCUGGUGGUGGAGAUCCUUGUGCUUCUGCCGCUGAAAUCUGUGGUUCGAUUCAAGUCCGUCUCGAAAACAUGGUUCUCUCUAAUCUCCGGUCCUACUUUCCCUCUCCUCUGGCAACAGCGUCAACGACAUUCCCAUGAUCCCAAAAUCUCCGGUCUUUUCUUCACCUCUGUAUCCCGAAAGCAAAUCAAAUACAUUCCUCUCAAAGACACAGAUGAUGUUGGAAAAAGCAAGUCUUUAGCUCGCUUUCCCAAUAUGUAUACUGUGGAUAUUAGAAUCAUACACUCCUGCAAUGGUUUUCUACUCUUGUGUUUAAAUCCAAACACUUCCCUGUCCCGAUCUUACCAAGUUUACAAUCCUACUACCAAGCAAUCCCAAACACUUCCCUGGCCCUUUUCCCUUGCUACAUAUCCUGCUGACCCUCUAUAUUUGGCCUUUGAUCCUUCCAAAUCAAUUCAUUACAAAGUUGUUUUGCUCAAGAAAUUACACAAGGGCCAUCGUUUGUAUCAAAUUCAUGUUUAUUCGUCAGAAACCAAUGCAUGGCGUAGACCCUCUGGUGAUCAUUAUUCUUUCUCCUCAGUGGACUUGGAUAAUGGAGUCUAUUGCAAUGGUUCAAUACAUUGGAUUUCCUUCUGGACAGAUGAACCUUCCAAAUACUUUGAUGUUGAACAAGAAAGAGUGUUUCCAAUGCCAUCUUCACCAUUUCCGGAAAUUGAUGGAUUCUGGCAUUUCGGGGAGUCCAGAGGUCAUUUGUAUCUUACUGGGCGCAGUGUUUUUGGCACCAUAUUUGAUAUUGAAGUCUUAGAGAUGGAAAGAGAUUACUCCAAGUGGUCAUUGAAGUAUCGACUUAACUUUAACAUGAUGCUUAAUUUUGUAUCACAGGAGAUGAUCGCACUGCGAACAAUGUCUGUGCUUGGCUUAAUUCAUGGAAAAGAUGAAGGAGAUGUGUUUUUGGUGUUAUUUGUGGGCACCAAUAUGAUCAUCUCCUAUAACAUUAAGGAUGACACAUUUAAGAAGUUUCAUGAUGUAGUACACCAUCCUGGUUCUUCUUCCCAGCAGCUUAGGCAGUUUAAAAGCUGCAGAGUCUAUCGAUACAUUGAGACAGUCCUCUCAGUUUGA